This is a messenger RNA of Elaeis guineensis (African oil palm), 747 nucleotides long. The record is from RefSeq and is a predicted model, not a curated record. NCBI's taxonomy places the organism in Eukaryota, Viridiplantae, Streptophyta, Magnoliopsida, Arecales, Arecaceae.
AUGGAGGUGUCGAAAGAUCGUCCAUCCCCCUUCCUCUUCUGGGACAUAUGGAUUCGUUCUUCUCUGACGGUCGGUAUUGAAUUUGUGAAGAUCAAUCCAGUUAAAUAUGUUCCGGCUUUGGUGGAUGGGGAUACAGUGGUUUCUGACUCGUUUGCAAUCAUAUUGUAUUUGGAAGAUAAGUAUCCUCAAUAUCCACUGCUGCCACAAGAUCUUAAAAAGAAGGCCCUCAAUCUCCAGGUAGCAAGUAUUGUGAGUUCCAGUAUCCAGCCUCUUCAGAGUAUUACUGUCCUGAGUUGGAUAGAGUCAAAGUUCAAUACUGAUGAGAGACUUAAAUGGGCUCAGCACCAUAUCAAUAAAGGCUUCAGAGCCCUUGAGAAACUGUUAAAAGACCGUGCCGGAAAUUAUGCUACGGGAGAUGAAGUCCAAUUGGCAGAUGUCUUUUUGGAGCCUCAGAUCUAUGCAGGGGUAAAGAGACCCAAGAGCCUCAGAUCUAUCAGGCUGAUCAAAUGGACCAAUGGGCUGGAUCAUCAUAGGUUGUGGAUCACUUGCUCUCGACAUGGCCAAUCUUCUUUACCAUUUGGAAAGGGAUUUGUUGUUCUCUUGGAGUGUUACAUCUUCAACCCUCUUAGGCAAAGCUUUGUAUUGAUCGGAGGAAAUGAAAAAAAAUUUAUCCAAACUUUUUCAGCCUAUUAUCCUAAGAUAUUUGUGGCCAUUGCAUGUGGGUUUGUUGGAAGGAAAGAAACAUAG